AUGCAUCAACUCAACGAAGAUAAAUACUUUCAUUUUGAGCUCCUUCGCAUUCUGGCCUCGGUUCGAGGGUUUGGAGCCGAUGUGAGUGAGGUUCUCAAUGUUUGCGAGAAGCUCAUUCCCGGCGAUUUUGAGAGUUGGUAUCAGGAGUUUCUUGCACUUGCCGAGUGGGUCGAGACCACAAUCGAUGAGAACGAAUAUGACAAAGUCUCUCUGCGGGAUGCCUAUUGGAGAGCUUCAAGGUAUCAUUUUGCGUGUGGUUUCUUCUUUCAAGCUGAGAAGGAGGACCCGAGAGCAAUUACAGUUUAUCAGCGAUGGGUUUCACUUUUCGACAAAGGUUGCCGGAUGAUGGAAAUUCCUCCAGAGCGCGCAACUCUCCAGGCCAAAGGGUUCACAGUGCCUAUUAUCAUCUUCCGGUGCUCCUUGGAUGACAGACCUCGGCCUACCUUGAUCAUUGGGAACGGUUUAGAUGGUUCCAUGGAGGAAAUGUUGCAUAUGAAUGGCCUUCAAGCGUUGGAAAGAGGCUACAAUGUCGUCCUCUAUGAGGGCCCUGGUCAGCCAUCUGUGCGUCGAGCACAGAAUAUCGGUUUCAUUUGUAACUGGGAAGACGUAGUCACUCCUAUCGUGGAUUAUUUGGAACCCUUGCCUUUCGUGGAGAAGACAAAGAUCGCGCUAUUAGGGAACUCCCUUGGGGGGUGGCUUGCGGCGCGAGCGGCUGCCUUCGAGAAAAGACUAGCUGCAGUCAUACUUAUUGACGGAAUAUACGACCUGUACAACGGGAUAUGCACCUUGAUUGGAACCGAGGUGAUGAAGUUUGAAGAGGAUGGAGACGAAGAGAAAUUCGACGAAGAGAUACGCAGGCUUAUGGAAAAAUCUGUCAAUCUGAGAUUCUUGAUGAAUCAAGCCUCUUGGGCAUUCAUGAUGAACUUCUACCAAGUCAUGCAGCAGUGCAAGAAGAUGACGUUGAAGGGGAUUGAGGAUCAAAUCAACUGCCCCGUGUUCAUAGCCGGGGCUGAAAACGAUAUUUUCGAUAAGACUGACCAGCCGGGGCAGGUGAAGAACGCCCUGGGUGAGAAAGCCUUUCUGAGGAGGUUCACCGUACAAGAAGGCGCAGAAGCUCACUGUCACGUUGGUGCCGUUGCCUUUCUCAACCAGGUUAUUCUCAGUUGGCUGAGCAAACAGCUUGGAAGCAAGGAAAUUAAUGGCGUGAGCGCCGGUUAG
This is a messenger RNA of Exophiala aquamarina CBS 119918, 1218 nucleotides long. RefSeq lists its product as uncharacterized. NCBI's taxonomy places the organism in Eukaryota, Fungi, Ascomycota, Eurotiomycetes, Chaetothyriales, Herpotrichiellaceae. The record is from RefSeq and is a predicted model, not a curated record. The coding region runs from base 1 to 1218 and encodes 405 amino acids. The transcript has a single exon.